GAGCUCAAUUGAUAACAAAACAAUAAUACAUCAAACCCACCCGUAAUCUUCCCCACAACUAAAACCCCCACCUGCGACCCCUCUCUCCACGAUCACUUUCCCUUUGCUCCUCCUCCAACCUCCAGGCGAACCGUUUCGCUCGCGUCGUCGCCUCCUCCAUUUCGCAAGAUUUUUACAGCUCCCAUACAAUAAAUUCAGAAAAAGGAAAAAAAAAUAGAUACUAGUUUUUAUUAAUACAGUAAUUAAAGAGAAAAAUUAGAGAAUAAAUCAAGAGAUAGAUAGAGGGAGGGAGGAUGGGACCGGGAGCAUCCGCAUUGAGUGACGAAGAGAAACGAGCAGAGAAGUUGAGGCAAGAAGGGAAUAUAUGCUUUAAUAAAGAUCGAUUUCAAGCCGCUAUCGAUGCGUACACUGCGGCGAUUACGCUGUGCCCUAAAGUUCCUGUUUAUUGGACUAAUCGUGCUUUAUGCCAUCGAAAACGCAAUGAUUGGACUAGAGUAGAAGAGGAUUCUCGCAAGGCCAUUCAGCUUGAUCAUUACUCUGUCAAGGCUCACUAUAUGUUGGGACUCGCAUUACUUCAGAAGCAAGAGUACUCUGAAGGAGUCAAGGAGUUGGAGAAAGCAUUGGAUCUUGGUAGGGGUGCCAACCCGAAUGGUUACAUGGUGGAGGAGAUCUGGGAGGAGCUAGCAAAGGCAAAAUACUUGGAGUGGGAGGAAGAAUCUACGCAGCGUUCAUGGGAACUACAAAGCUUGAAAGAAGCUUGUGAGGUGGCUCUUAAAGAAAAAGGUUUCCUGGAUGACCCAAUUGUUUCAAUUGUUUCCCGUCUGCAACACUUGGAGCUUCUAGGACAGGUAUUCCAGAAAGCUGCAGAAGAUGACACGCCAUCCGAGGUGCCAGAUUUUUUAUGUUGUAAAAUCACCCUUGAUAUUCUCCGUGAUCCUGUCAUUACUCCAAGUGGGGUUUCAUAUGAAAGAGCAGUGCUCCUUGACCAUCUUGAGAAGGUGGGAAAUUUUGAUCCAAUCACACGAGAACCUCUUGAACCAUCUCAGCUGGUUCCAAACUUGGCUAUAAGGGAGGCGGUCCAUGCAUACUUGGACAAACAUGGUUGGGCAUACAAGACUGAAUCGAAUUGAUUGUUCGGGGAAAACUAGUAGACGUUGAUGCCUGCGCUCAAUGCCUGGUGGAUUAAUAGGGUGGGGUUUACUAUCUUAAACUAUAGAUGAUAUCUUUUGUGUGCAUCAUCAAUCAUGCUAGCUAUGUAAUUUUUGCAAGUUCCUCAAAGUGUGAAGCCAUGUCUUAAAUUACAUGAGCUCCAUUUAACCUUUUAAAUUGUACAGUUUAUGUCAUGGUGACUGCUUGCACAAAAUCAACUGAAUCUACCUGACUGAGGACCUUGAUGUUUCUUCCCAAUAGAAAUGGAGAACUGCUAUAAAAUGGUUGCAGAUUGACUUU
Molecule: messenger RNA, 1449 nt
Organism: Populus nigra (black poplar)
Lineage: Eukaryota; Viridiplantae; Streptophyta; Magnoliopsida; Malpighiales; Salicaceae
Product: E3 ubiquitin-protein ligase CHIP
Exons: 8
Coding region: 294-1130 (278 amino acids)
Biological process (GO): protein polyubiquitination; protein quality control for misfolded or incompletely synthesized proteins; proteasome-mediated ubiquitin-dependent protein catabolic process
Cellular component (GO): cytoplasm
Molecular function (GO): ubiquitin protein ligase activity; protein-folding chaperone binding
Source: RefSeq, a predicted model, not a curated record